Molecule: messenger RNA, 3316 nt
Organism: Mya arenaria
Lineage: Eukaryota; Metazoa; Mollusca; Bivalvia; Myida; Myidae
Product: cartilage matrix protein-like
Exons: 7
Coding region: 618-2633 (671 amino acids)
Source: RefSeq, a predicted model, not a curated record
CUAGUUACGCAGUUAUAGGCAAACGCGAUAAACUAAUCGGAAAAUAAAAUUACUCAUGGUGAGAGUUAACAAGACCUAAGAAAAGGCCAGCGUGGGAGUAAAUAAGACAGAAUAGCUUGCAAGUCAGAUCUUAACGGAUCAACAUUUAAAACAAAUCAGAAUUUAAAACGGGAGAACCAUUGAUUAAAAUAAAUAAAUAAAUAAAUAUAUAUAUAUAAAUACAUACAUAAAGUCAACUGGAAUCUAUAGUAAAGAUAAUUUACGUCACAUUUACCGUAUGAUAGGAUAGAGGCUUGGUCUCAGACAGGAAGAAAAUCUAGGGAUAUACCAGGUGGUUGCAUUCUUCAAAGGCUGUAACAAUCAACACAUUUGUCGUUAUACUCGUUUGCACUUGGGGCAGCAACGAUUGUAUGUGAAUGAUAGACGAAAUAAAAGCAUAGCAUACGCAGAAGGCCUUGUAUCGCGGCUAAAGACUUGACACUCGUGUGGAUGUGACAGAAAAACUUAACAAAUUUACUGAAUUAUUCAGGAGAUUGUAAGAAUGAUUAUGUAAAUGUGUUUGGUUGUUCAGAAGAUUGUGAAUUUCCAUUAGACAUAAAUACGAACAAUUUGACAAAAUGGACGGACGUUCUGGAAUUCUUUGCGUUGUUUUGAUUUUGGUAUCACUUGAAGUUGCAUGUGCAGUAAAUGGUCGUUUUCAUCCAGGUCAAUGCGGGAACGAGGCGUUUGAUAUUGUGUUUGCCAUUGACACCUCAAGCAGUAUUUGGAAACCGGAUUUUGAUCGCCAACUCAAAUUUAUACGGGACGUCUCUAACCAGUUUGACAUCGGCCGAAGCGAUUUACAGACGAGGAUUGGCGUUAUUUCGUUUGCAGAUUCCUAUUACUUGCAAUUCCAUCUAUGGCAAAACAAUCGGCCGGACCUUUUAGACCGGGCUUUAAACCGCGUCCAUCAUAGGGCAGGUCGCAAAACAAAUACAGGGGACACUCUGAAAUACAUCGCAAAGUAUAUGUUUCAACAUAGAUACGGUAGUCGACCAUUUGCUAACCAUGUUGUUAUCGUUAUUACUGACGGAAGGUCGCAAGACCGAAAGAAAACAAUUGAGGCCGCUAAGCUUAUGCGAGCAUCCGGGAUCCAUGUUUUUGCCAUUGGCGUUGGCGACGGAGUUGAGUACCGGGAACUGGAGGAGAUUGCCACCAGACCACCCGAGGAUUACGUGUUUGAAGUGGAUGAUUUUAAAUCUCUUGACGCAAUGAAGUACAUAAUUGCAAAUAAAACGUGUCAAGGUACACUAAGGACAACGACAACGACGACACCUUUACCUACAGUGCCCUCUCGUCCGAUCCCCGGAGUGAUCAACCCUGUGACCCAGUACACCCGACCCCCGCCCGUGACAGUCACCCAUGUUGAUGGGGUCACCAUCCCCAAUCAACCAGAUGUUCAAGCUGAUAUAGACCCCAGCCUGAAUGUUACAAAUUGCGGGGGAAAACCUGCAGAUAUUUACUUCGCACUGGAUGCUUCUAACAGCAUAUGGCCUGAAGAUUUUAAGAAGCAAUUGAAUUUCGUUCGCGAUCUGAUAAGCCUUUUUGACGUCUCCGCAACAAAGACGCGGAUUGGUCUUGUAACUUUUAGCGACACAGUGAGGCCGAUCUUUGACUUCAACACCAAACAAGAGAAGAGCAAUUUGAUAGCGUUGAUGAACAACAUAACGUUUAUGAGUGGACGUACCAAGACGUCAGAUGCGUUGAAAUUCAUUCACGAGCAGGGAUUCUCUAGAGACGUUGCAAGGCGAGAAGUAGCUCACAUCAUUCUGGUUUUCACGGACGGUAUAUCCAAGACACCGCACGAGACGGCGAGGGAAGCAGAACUUGCUAAGAGGGACGGUAUAUAUCUAUUCUCCAUCGGUAUCGGAAUGAGUGUGGAGAGAACAGAACUGGAGGACAUUGCAAGCGAACCUGUUGACGAUUACGUGUUUCAUGUCAGCAAUUUCAGCGUCCUAAAUACCAUCAAGAACAUACUAGCCAUCAAAACAUGCGCUCUACAGCCAGAGGACUACGUUGCUGACACAGACGUGAAGAAGUGUGAUAUCAACAUGAAUACAGACCUUAUGUUUGUUUACGACUCCGCACAACUCGGAAUCCCUCGCACAAGAAAGAUCACGAAGUUUGUUUACGAUGUAACCGCCAAUUUGAAUUUGGAGUCCGGCCAUUUGAAAGUUGGGCGGUUACUAGAAAACUGUAUAUCCAACGCAGAUACUUACUUGACAUCUCAACGACAGAACAUGGACUUUGAUGAGAUUUAUUUUCCGGAUUUCCGUAGAAUGAUCAGGCGGUUGGCGAGUCAAGGUUUCGCGGAACCUUACGGUGCUCGGCGUUACGCAAAGAAGGUAGCCGUGCUUUUUAUUGACGAUGCUACGGAAAACUUGAAACAAGCGGCGGAUGAAAUCGUGCGUCUUACAAACACACAUACGUUUGUCGUUGCCAUUGGUGAUAUGGACGUGUUCGCUGCUGCUAAUUUGGCAUCGAAACCAGCAAACGAUUAUAUUGUGCAUAUUCCAUCUUACAAGUAUCUUCAUACUGCAAAAUACACGCUUCUUCAAAAACUGUGUAACAUUUUCUCGAAACCUGUGCAAUGAGAAAGAACUUGACGAGAACUGUACACGUGCUAGUAUUCCAGAUAGGGCAGAGCAAUGACAUGUAGUGAGGGCACUAUACGUGCAGAUGGUCCAUAAAAUCGUUGCGAAUUCGUUUUUUUUUAGAAAAAACAACAACAAUGAACUAUACAUUGCAGUUAUAGUCACUGUGUCUGUUGCUAUUGUAUUUGAUUUUAAAAGCCAGCCUUUGCUAAAGUAGGAAGGACAUUUAGUUUUAACAUAAUUAUAUAUUACUGAUGUACAUAUUUUGAUAUUUUAUAUCAUAGACAUUACAUUUUUUCUCUAUAUUUCACAUUCAGAUACCAAUAUAUAACGAUGUCAUUACAUGCGCUAAUGACAUCAUUUUCUUUUAUGCGGAUUUGUAAUUUGUUACCAUUUUGUGAUAUAAGCAUUGCUUGUAUAUUUAGCAGUAAUGUUGAUUACAUUCGAGAUAAAGAAAACUAUUUUUCUUUUUUCAAGUGUUGAAUAUGAAAAUAUAAGACCAAUUUGUGUUAUUUUGUGUUGCUCAUUCGUCAUUAUAUAUGUAAGUGGCUGUCAGCUGUAUUAUAAAUAGUGUAUAUAGUAUGCAAAUAAGUUUGGUACCUAUUCUAUAGAAUAAAACUUGUUUUGUAUAUAAUGUGUAUCGAUAAAUAUAUAUGUGUGAAAUAAAUCGAUUUUUAAACUUC